AUGAGUCGCACUGAGCAGAACACCAACAGAUGUGACCGACAUUACUUUCUAAUUUUAUUAAUUGCUAGAGAAUCAGGAAUGAUACAAAAAUAUUCAUUGCCACAAAUAACAUUGACAAAUCGUUAUACAGCAUCAUCACGUUUACAUGAAAUUUCAAUUAAUUGUGAUUCAACACGUGCCUCAUUAAUUGAUACAACUGGUAUACUUACAAUGAUUGAUUUAGAUGCUAAAAAAUUAAAUGAUGAUGAUGAUGAAAAAGAAGAUGUAUCAAAGUUUGAAAAAAAAGAAGUAUGGGCAAUGUGUUGGGCACAGGAUAAUCCAUCGUUACUUGCAAUUAUGGAAAAAACACGUAUGUAUGUUAUUCGUGGUAUUGAUCCAGAAGAACCCCUAUCAUGUUCUGGUUAUAUUUGUUGUUUUAAUGAUCUUGAAAUACGUUGUAUUCUUCUUGAUGAAUUAAUACAAAAACCAGAUGAUACAAGAAAAGAUUUAAUUGUUGAUCUUGAAGUUAAAUCAUUGAGAGAUACAAAAGAUUUAUUAAAUAAAGUUGGAUUAAAAGAAGCACAUGAUUUUAUACAAGAUAAUCCACAUUCAAGAUUAUGGCGUUUAUUAGCUGAAUCAGCAUUAAAAUUAAAAAAUCUUGAAAUGGCAGAAAAUGCAAUGGUACGUUGUACUGAUUUUCUUGGAAUACAAUUUAUAAAAAGACUUCAUACAAUACAUAAUGAACAAUUAAGAGCAGCUGAAAUAUCAGCAUUUCUUGGUGAUUAUGAUGAAGCUGAAAAAUUAUAUUUAGAACAAGAUAGAAGAGAUCUUGCAAUUAAAUUACGUCAAAAACUUGGUGAUUAUUUUAGAGUAUUAAAAUUAAUGAAAAUUGGUAUUGGUGGUAGUGAUAAACAAUUGGAACAUGCAUACAAUAAAAUUGGUGAUUAUUAUGCUGAACGACAAAAUUGGGAAAGUGCUAAAGAAUAUUAUGAAAAAGGAAGAAAUAUUGAUGAGUUGAUACAGUGUUAUUAUAAGCUUGAAAAUUAUGAAGAAUUAGCUAAAAUAAUUGAUCAGUUACCUGAUAAAUCAUUGACAUUAAAAACACUUGCAAGAAUGUUGGCAUCAGUUGGUAUGUGUCCUCAAGCUGUUGCAGCAUAUAUUAAAUAUGGUGAUGUUAAACAAGCUGUUGAUACUUGUGUUCGUUUAAAUCACUGGGAUCAAGCUGUUGAUCUUGCAAAAACUUAUAAAAUGGCACAAAUAAAUGAUCUAUUAAAUAAAUAUGCAAAUCAUUUAUUAUCAAAUGGUAAAAUUUUACAAGCAAUUGAGUUAUUUAAAAGUGCAAAUUGUUAUAUUGAAGCAUCAAAAUUACUGGUGAAGUUGGCUGAAGAACAAGCAAAGCUACGUACAAAUCCAAUGAGAGUUAAAAAAAUAUAUGUAUUAGCUGCAUUAUUGAUUGAAGAUUAUAUAAAUCGUGCACCAAUAUCAAAAGGUGGACGUAGUAAUGUCAUCAUGGGAUUAACUGAGAGCAAUGAAGAUUCAAGAAUUAUUGAAAAUGCCUGGAGAGGUGCUGAGGCUUAUCACUACUUACUUUUAGCUCAUCGUCAAAUUUAUAAUGGUGAUUUUGAUGCUGCCAUGAAAACGUCAUUGAGAUUACGUGAAUAUGAAGAUAUUUUAGAUACUGAAGAUAUUUAUUGUUUACUUGCAUUAUCAAGUGCAAUUAAUCGUUCAUUUUCAACAUGCUCAAAAGCAUUUAUUAAAUUAGAAGGUUUAUCCAAAAUAACAGAUUCGAAAAAAACUGAAUAUGAAGAAUUAGCAUUAAAAUUAUUUUUAAUUAAUUCACCAAAUGAUAUUAAAAAUAAUAAAUCUGAAUGUGUUAAUUGUGAAAGUCUUGUUCCGGAUUGGUGUGUUAUUUGUCCAAAUUGUACGACAAGAUUUCCAGCUUGUGUUGUUACUGGCAAACCACUGAUGGAUUUAACAAGUUGUUGGAUUUGUACUGUUUGUCGACAUCAUGCUGCAACUGAAAGAGAUAUUGUUAAUAUCAAUGCUUGUCCACUUUGUCACACUACUAUUAGUUAUAUGUAAAGAUUUUCAAUAUAUUUAUUUCAUUAAUUAUAUUUUAUUUUUUUACAAUAAAUAGUGAUUAGUUAUACAAUAAUGCUUGAGUAAAUA
Molecule: messenger RNA, 2148 nt
Organism: Aphidius gifuensis
Lineage: Eukaryota; Metazoa; Arthropoda; Insecta; Hymenoptera; Braconidae
Gene: Oseg4
Product: WD repeat-containing protein 35
Exons: 2
Coding region: 1-2061 (686 amino acids)
Biological process (GO): protein localization to cilium; non-motile cilium assembly; intraciliary retrograde transport
Cellular component (GO): non-motile cilium; intraciliary transport particle A
Molecular function (GO): protein binding
Source: RefSeq, a predicted model, not a curated record